Molecule: messenger RNA, 447 nt
Organism: Aspergillus costaricaensis CBS 115574
Lineage: Eukaryota; Fungi; Ascomycota; Eurotiomycetes; Eurotiales; Aspergillaceae
Exons: 2
Coding region: 64-297 (77 amino acids)
Source: RefSeq, a predicted model, not a curated record
CACCAUCAUAAAAUUUCUUGACCUUGCUCCAGUAGCAGCAUCCUUUGUGCCCAUCUCUCCAAAAUGGAAGAUCCUCGUCCUGACUACAAGGCGAUCUUCACUCAGAUCACCGUCAAUCUCUCCAACACACUGACUACAUUCGGUCCUCGUUCACCACAAUACAAGUGUGUUGUGGAGAUGCUCAAGGAGUUUAUGAGACGUGUGGAGAAGGAUAUGAAUGAGCGCAAUCGUCGCGAGCUUGAUCCGGAUAUGUUGAGCACUGCUAUGGAGUUCUUGAAGAUUGGGGAGGAGAGAUGACUUGGACUAUGAGACGGGAUAGAGGGGUUGGAUUGCUGGUUGUCGGUAUGAAAACUGAUGACCUUUUGACUCGAGUCUUUUGACAAGCGUGUUGCAUGGCUGUUUUGGCCGGAAGUGCCUUCAUGUAUUAUGCUACGAUGUUUAACGAAU